This is a messenger RNA of Olea europaea var. sylvestris, 1202 nucleotides long. RefSeq names its product cytochrome b-c1 complex subunit Rieske-4, mitochondrial-like. The coding region runs from base 96 to 926 and encodes 276 amino acids. The transcript has 2 exons. Lineage: Eukaryota; Viridiplantae; Streptophyta; Magnoliopsida; Lamiales; Oleaceae. Gene Ontology annotation, biological process: mitochondrial electron transport, ubiquinol to cytochrome c. The record is from RefSeq and is a predicted model, not a curated record. Gene Ontology annotation, cellular component: membrane. Gene Ontology annotation, molecular function: 2 iron, 2 sulfur cluster binding; quinol-cytochrome-c reductase activity.
UUUGUCGUUCGCAGUCGAAUCCUAAAUCCUUUUGUCCGAGCUUCAACACGUUCUGAGCAGAGCGGGACCCUAGAGUACUCUCAGAACAAUCGAAGAUGUUGAGAGUGGCUGGAAGGAAGUUGACUUCUCUCUCAUGGCGGUCGGCUCAACUAUCUCCGGCUGCCGCUUACUUAAGCAGCAAUCCAAUUAACGGCAUCGAUUCUUGCGAUAAUCCGACCAAAUCCGUCUCGUCUCCCCUCCAUUUAUCCUCUACUUCCGCUUUCCUCCAUCAAAUUGUUGGGUUUUCUUCAGGUUCGAUUGCCCCAGCAGCACAUGAGAUGGGUUUAAUCUCAGAUUUACCAGCCACAGCGGCAGCUAUCAAGAAUCCUAGUCCAAAGAUUGCAUAUGAUGAGCACAACCAUGAGCGUUAUCCACCUGGUGACCCCAGCAAACGUGCAUUUGCUUACUUUGUUUUGACUGGAGGCAGGUUUGUGUAUGCCUCAUUGCUUCGUCUUCUGGUUCUUAAAUUUGUGUUGAGCAUGUCUGCCAGUAAAGAUGUUCUUGCUCUUGCAUCCCUUGAGGUUGACCUAUCCAGCAUUGAACCGGGGACAACUGUCACUGUUAAGUGGCGUGGGAAGCCAGUUUUCAUCAGACAUCGAACUGAAGAGGACAUCAAAUUGGCGAACAGUGUUGAUAUUGGUUCCCUUCGUGAUCCACAGGAGGAUGCUGGCAGGGUUAAGAAUCCCGAAUGGCUUGUGGUUGUUGGGGUUUGCACCCAUCUGGGGUGCAUCCCACUACCAAAUGCUGGUGAUUUUGGUGGUUGGUUUUGUCCAUGCCAUGGUUCCCAUUAUGACAUUUCUGGAAGGAUUCGUAAAGGACCUGCACCCUUUAAUUUGGAGGUGCCCACCUACAGCUUCUUGGAAGAUAAUAAAUUGAUGAUUGGAUGAGAGUUUAAUUGAUGAUAAUUCUUAUAUCUGUUUAUUGAAAUGAGCCUGGGAAGCCAGAUCUACUGUCUGGACUCUUUUUAUUUUUAUUAUUUUUAUUAUUAAUUUAAUUUAAUUUAUUUAUUUAUUAAUUAAUUAAUUAUUUAUUAUUUUUUUGGGUACGUGUUGUAUUCGCCCUUUUAUAUUUCCUUGCUAAUUACGCUUCAUUUGACAUGAAUUUUGUAUUGAGGUUCCCGAACGUAGCCCUACUCUUUUCAAUAAAACUGGCUUCUUGUUAUA